Panicum virgatum (switchgrass) is the source of this 1244-nucleotide messenger RNA. RefSeq names its product mitochondrial outer membrane protein porin 2-like. Gene Ontology annotation, biological process: monoatomic anion transmembrane transport. Lineage: Eukaryota; Viridiplantae; Streptophyta; Magnoliopsida; Poales; Poaceae. The transcript has 6 exons. The record is from RefSeq and is a predicted model, not a curated record. The coding region runs from base 101 to 931 and encodes 276 amino acids. Gene Ontology annotation, cellular component: mitochondrial outer membrane. Gene Ontology annotation, molecular function: voltage-gated monoatomic anion channel activity.
CUCCUGCCGGUCCCGUCCACUUCCGUUCUCCACCCCCUCCCCAAAAUCCCCUCCCCCCCACCCCUCGCCGCCGGCGCUGUCGCGUCCUCCGCCGCCAGUCAUGGCCGCCGCGGGUCCCGGGCUCUACACCGAGAUCGGGAAGAAGGCCAGAGAUCUCCUCUACAAGGACUACCACACGGACCAGAAGUUCACGCUCACCACCUACGCCUCCAACGGAGCUGCCAUUACUGCUGCAAGCACAAGGAAAAAUGAAGCUAUCUUCAGUGAAAUCCAGAGCCAGCUGAAGCAUGAAAAUGUGACAGUGGAUGUGAAAGCAACUUCAGAAUCUACUGUGACGACUACAUUUACAAUUCAUGAGCUGUGCACACCAGGUCUGAAGGCAAUUUUAUGCAUUCCUUUCCCAUACCAGAAAUCAGCAAAGGCUGAACUCCAGUACUUGCACCACCAUGUUGGUGUCGCUGCUAGUGUUGGCCUGAAUGCAAACCCUGUUAUUAACUUUUCUGGUGUAUUCGGGACUAAAACUGUCGCUGUUGGUGCUGACGCUUCAUUUGAUACUUCAUCUGGGGACUUGACCAAAUACAAUGCUGGACUGAGCUACACUACUAGUGACUUUGUUGCUGCAGCCACUCUGAACAACAAGGGAGACAGCCUUGCUGCUUCCUACUACCACUUGGUGAAUUCAACCACAGCUGUUGGAGGAGAGCUGACUCAUAGCUUCUCAAGCAAUGAGAACACCCUCACCUUUGGGACACAGCACGCCCUGGACCCUCUGACCACUGUGAAGGCACGCUUCAACAACUAUGGCAUGGCAAGUGCGCUCAUCCAGCACGAAUGGAGGCCCAAGUCAUUGGUCACCAUCUCCACGGAGGUCGACACCAAGGCCAUCGAGAAGAGCUCCAAGGUUGGGCUCUCCCUGGUCCUUAAGCCCUGAGGGCGCCAGCUUCUGGUUUUAGGAUGUUAGCGUUUGUUAUCAGCAGCUGAAGUCCAGUAAACAAGCUUGGACUAAACUUGUAGGCUCAGCUUUGGUGCCGUGGGGUCUCAGAUCCCACAAACUCAAUUCAUUGCGUGUUACCCUGUUCUAGACUACUUGAGGGGUUUCUGCUUUUACCAGUUAAUUCGUGGUUCCAACUGCUCUGGCCAUUCACGGGCUUUUUGGUGGAAAACUUUGCCCAGACAUCUGAUUUUCAUGUUGUCUACCAUUGGAUCCUCAUCCCUUUUGGGUCGCCUCAUAAAUUCGGAGAAAG